This is a messenger RNA of Saccostrea echinata, 801 nucleotides long. RefSeq lists its product as uncharacterized. The record is from RefSeq and is a predicted model, not a curated record. Lineage: Eukaryota; Metazoa; Mollusca; Bivalvia; Ostreida; Ostreidae. The transcript is spliced from 5 exons. Bases 1 to 801 code for a protein of 266 amino acids.
AUGCCAGGAAGUCGGAGGACAGAGUCCAUGUUAUGGACUCAAGAAAAUGCAGAGUUUGUGGUGAGGGAGAGUGGUCUCUCGGCGAGGUGGAUUGCGUGUGAUGGCGAGGUUGUGAUUGCCAUUUACCUUGGAUUUAAAGCAAAAAGAAGGCUGCAGUGGUUCUACCCAGCUUUUGCAGUGAAAAACAAGUGGGUCAGGGCUAUGUGGAAGGAAGAUAGAAAAGAACUCGAGUUUGCGAUACCUAGGGUUUGGAUUGAAGAUGGGCGUGUCAGAUGGCCAAAUACAUUGAAUGCAGCUUCUGCUCUGAAGGAACAGAGAAGACCUACUGAGGAAUCUUCAUUUGCAGUGUACCGUUCACGAAACUUUAUCUCAAAGAAGCAGGAGGCAGUCCUGAAGUCCAAGUCCAAGCUUCAAGAACAGAAGCAAAAGAGAGUUUUAUGUGAGAGAAAGAAGGAGAAAGCAAAGAGGAGAAAGCAAGCAUUAGACCACCUAGCCAGUAGGGGGUGGGAAAAUGAAAUGAGGAGGGCACAGGUGAGAAACGUUCUUAAGGUGGAAUUUACCUCCAGCGAUGAAGAAUGCGAUGGUGGAUUCAUCACCCAUCCAAUUUCCUGGCAAUGUGAUAAACUGACAAAAGUAAAAUCCCACCUUGACAAAACAUUCUUAGAAAUCUGCUCUGUUAAAAGUAAAAGAAUGCUACAGUCUAGGAGCGUUGGGGCAGCAAACAUCAAGCCAACUCCUACAUUCCCUGAGGUGUUUCCCUGGAUGGUGAAAAAAGAUAAGUUUGAUUUAUUAGAGGUAUAA